Messenger RNA from Brassicogethes aeneus, 557 nucleotides. Lineage: Eukaryota; Metazoa; Arthropoda; Insecta; Coleoptera; Nitidulidae. The record is from the annotation of a GenBank genome assembly.
GUUCAAUCAACGAAGUGUUGGAAAAAUGAGGUGCGUUAAAACAAGUGCAAUUGUUUAUGUAUAUAGAAGAAAAAAUAAUGGUAAAUAGCUUUCAGUUGCAGACGUUGCUUUUAUGGAUAGUAGGCGGCCGUGCAUGCUUCGCGUUCACUGCGUAUCUAGACGGAAAAAAUUCACAAAGUGAUUAUUUGUAUGGGUACAAGCCUGAUGUUCAUUUGCAAGAGCCAAUUCUUCAAAAUGAAGGGUACUUUUAUCCAGAUAAUCUGCCGCAAAACAUGGUUGCCGGAUCCGGGGCCUUAAAACAUCAGACAGUCGUUGAACUGAAUCCGCUAAUAGCCGCAUUGCUCCUCGGCACAAGUUUGGCUCUUCCGCAGAAAUCCUUCGCCUCGAAUCAUCCAGGACUGCCGCCCGUAAAUCCUUACGUCGCUUUAAUUUUAUCCAACUACGGCAGAUACUUGCCGCUGCCGAAAACAACGCGCGGUAUAUAUGCCUACGCGGCAGCUAAUUCUUAUCACAAUUAUCAACCUGGAGGAACCUACAAAGUAACUGAAGAAAAAUAG